AUGAGUGUCCGGGUCGCACGGGCCGCCCGGGCCUGGGCCCGAAGCAUGAGCGGCCGCCGCGGCUUCUCGAACUGGCCGCGGCCUCCGCCGGCUGCUGUGGACGUGGCGGCGCUGCUGCGAGAGGCGACCGCGGCGGACGGAGGGUCCCGGGACACGGAGGCGGCGGCGGGACGGCGGGAGCCGGGCCAGUGCUCUGUGCUGCUCUUCCCCGGCCAGGGCAGCCAGGUGGUGGGCAUGGGCCGCGGGCUGCUCCGCUACCCGCGCGUCCGCGAGCUUUACGACGCCGCCCGCCGCGUGCUCGGCUACGACCUGCUGGAGCUGAGCUUGCGCGGGCCGCAGGAGGCCCUGGACCGCACCGUGCACUGCCAGCCCGCUGUCUUCGUGGCUUCGCUGGCCGCCGUGGAGAAACUGCAUCACCUGCAGCCGGCGGUCACUGAGAACUGUGUUGCUGCUGCUGGGUUCAGUGUGGGAGAAUUCGCAGCCCUCGUGUUUGCUGGAGCCAUGGAGUUUUCUGAAGGUCUGUAUGCAGUGAAAAUUCGAGCUGAGGCCAUGCAGGAAGCCUCGGAAGCCGUCCCCAGUGGUAUGCUUUCCGUCCUUGGCCAGCGUCAGUCCAAGUUCACUGUCGCCUGUCUGGAAGCCCAGGAACACUGCAGGACUCGGGGCAUAGAGAACCCCGUGUGCGAGGUGUCCAACUACCUCUUUCCUGACUGCAGGGUGAUCUCAGGACACCUGGAGGCUCUGCAGUUUCUCCAGAAGAAUUCCUCUAAGUAUCACUUCAGACGCACCAAGAUGUUGCCAGUUAGCGGUGGGUUCCAUACCAGCCUCAUGGAGCCGGCUGUGGAGCCUCUGGCACAGGUGUUAAAGGCGAUUGAUGUCAAGAAGCCCCUGGUUUCCGUGCACUCGAACGUCGACGGGAACAAAUACAUGCAUGCCAGACACAUCCAGAAACUGCUGGUCCGGCAGCUGGUCUCCCCGGUGAAGUGGGAGCAGACGAUGCACGCCAUAUACCAAAGGAAGAAGGGCACCGCGUUCCCCCGGACGUUCGAGGUGGGGCCCGGGAAGCAGCUGGGCACCAUCCUCAAGAGCUGUAACCUGCAGGCCUGGAGGUCCUACAGUCACGUCGAGGUGCUGGAGGCCGAUGAGGACCCAGAGCAGCCGCUGUAG
Rangifer tarandus platyrhynchus (Svalbard reindeer) is the source of this 1164-nucleotide messenger RNA. Lineage: Eukaryota; Metazoa; Chordata; Mammalia; Artiodactyla; Cervidae. The record is from the annotation of a GenBank genome assembly.